Molecule: messenger RNA, 1325 nt
Organism: Aaosphaeria arxii CBS 175.79
Lineage: Eukaryota; Fungi; Ascomycota; Dothideomycetes; Pleosporales
Exons: 2
Coding region: 388-1278 (296 amino acids)
Source: RefSeq, a predicted model, not a curated record
AAAGUGGUGAUGCCGGAUUGUGGUAUUGUUACGACUCAUUGGCAACGGCUCGGGAGAUUGCCCAUUGAAGUAUGAUGCGUCGCGUGCCCUUGUACGGCAUGACCGACCCUACAUUCAAUGCGACUACGAAUUUGCACGAGUUGCCCCAGAAAUACUCUCCGAAUUGCUUCGAACUGCGGUCGAGGCCGAGGUUUGCAAAUAUAGGAAAAGUGGAGAUUACGACGCAUUAAAGCUUCGCCAAUCGCGAUAGAUAUGCUCAACUCGUGCGUGGGGCAUAUGUCAACCCUAGCGUCAUCCAAUCCCUUCACUGGGCUUUAAGCACUUUACUUUAUAGAACGUGUCCUCCAAAGAGCCACAGAGAGUUUCAUUGCAAACACCUUAACGAAAAUGCCGCCAAAAAGUGAGAGUGAGAUAAUGGAGACAAUCGACAAAAUUUCGGGGGAAGCAGAAAAAAUUGAUGCAAUCGCCGAAAUUCGAGGACACCUCAGGCCGGAGAGCGACAGCAAGUUCUAUCCCAUCAUACAGAAGUACAACAAUGGAAAUUUGAACCUAGAGGAGGCGAUUCAGACAUUACUCGAACCUAUUGAAAAAGCCAACGAUGGAGAAGACAUCAAUGCCUUGGAUCUAUGGUAUAGCUUCAUUCAUUCGGCGAAGCGAACUCCUUUCAGAAAUGCGGAAAGCCACGAUCGGCUAGGUAAACUAUUGAAAGGAAUCAAGGUGCAUUCGAACAACGAGGCACCCAAAGACGACUAUGCUGGCCUUCGCGAUUUUGGACUGGCUGCACGGGAAACGAUGAACGAUAGUCCAGGCGUUGGUGCGGGAUACACCGAGCCAGAAGCUCAUGCUUAUGCAAACAUGCAGUACUUCUAUGCAACCAUUUCGAGAGAUGGUACUUUUGAUCUUUGGCUAUAUGCCAUUUGGGAAAUGCGCGCUGCGCUUGAGAAUCAUCAGGCAGAUGAUGGACCCGACGAUGCGCACAAACCAGGCACAGCACUGCAGAAGUACCGGGCACGCGUUCCUGCAGCGGCAGCGUGGAUCUUUGGUGCAGGCCACAAGUUAUAUCAAAAAGAGGAGGAUCUAACACCUAAACGACCAAACGAAGGAAACCCAGCACGAGGAGGCGAGCUGUGGAAAGGAAUGGCGGGCUUUAGCAAGGAACGAUGGGCGCUCUGGAAGAGUCGAUUUGAGGAGAUUGGUCAGAUGGAUAAUGUUGACGAAUAUACAAGGAAUAUUGCCAAAGAGGCAGUGUCCGCCAUGGCAGAAAGCGAGAAGAGUUGAACAUGUGUAUUUGGAAGAGUAUAUAUAAUUGACUAGAUCAAAUUCAC